This is a messenger RNA of Triticum dicoccoides, 1149 nucleotides long. Its product is annotated as auxin-responsive protein IAA14-like. Lineage: Eukaryota; Viridiplantae; Streptophyta; Magnoliopsida; Poales; Poaceae. The transcript is spliced from 3 exons. Bases 99 to 632 code for a protein of 177 amino acids. Gene Ontology annotation, biological process: regulation of DNA-templated transcription. Gene Ontology annotation, cellular component: nucleus. The record is from RefSeq and is a predicted model, not a curated record.
ACGUCCGCACCUCAACCUCAACCACACGCUACGCUACCUCCGUCUCCAUCCAACCAUCCAAGCCUCACGCACUUCUCGUUUUCUUCAUCCAUCCAUCCAUGGAGAUCAUCGACGCUGAGCUGCGGCUCGGCCCGCCGGGCAGCGGCGGCGGCGGCGACGCGCAGAAGAAACGGUCGUCGUCGACAGUGGCACUCGCGGCCACCAGCGAGGCCUCCGGGACCGACGACCACGACGCCGCGCCGGCCUCCAAGGUUCAGGUGGUUGGGUGGCCGCCGGUGGGGGCGUACCGGAAGAGCACGUUCCAGUCGGCGUCGGCGUCGGCGGCGAAGGAGAGUAAAGGCGCUGGAGAGGCCGGGAAGAGAGGGAGGCUGUACGUGAAGGUGAGCAUGGACGGGGCGCCCUACCUGCGGAAGGUGGACCUGCGGACGUACGGGGGGUACGGGGAGCUGCGGGCCGCGUUGGACGCGCUCUUCGGCUGCUUCUCCUCCUGCUCUUCGCCGGACAACGGCCAGUUCGCCAUGGCCUACGAGGACAAGGACGGCGACCUCAUGCUCGCCGGCGACGUCCCGUGGGACAUGUUCAUCUCCUCCUGCAAGAGGCUGAGGAUAAUGAGAAGCUCCGAAGCACGAUGAUGAUGACGACGAAAAGGACACGAUCGAGCACGCAUACAUACAUGAAGCGAUCUGGAGAUGAUGGAAGAGCCGGCCGUGGCACAUGAUGAGGAGACGGACACACAGACGCAUGGGCCGGCUGCAUGAUCAGGCCAUGGGUGAAGGGCGACGGAGGCCGGGUUACGCGGGCACGCGCCUGGCAUGCCAAGUACUCGACCCAUGUACUCGGUACGAGCGCGAGGCUGGGUCCAGGACUCACAGGCGCGCGCGCUCCGGCGGCCACGCCGGCCGGAUCGGCCUGCAGCAGUAGCAGUAGCGGUACUGUUUUGUUGUACUAGUAGUAGUAGGUACAUGCAUGUACUGAUGUACAGUCAGAGGUUCAGGCAGCCAUGCAGUAAGAAAGAACUUGUGUGUAGAUGCUUAGUUUGUAGUUAACCUAAUCUUUUGUACCGCCGAGGAGCUGGGACACGGAUCGUAAAAUGGGGGUGAGACUAAGCUCCAAAUUUGGUGGUCUAUUCAUCCCUACAAGAUGAGUACA